Astyanax mexicanus (Mexican tetra) is the source of this 2502-nucleotide messenger RNA. RefSeq names its product spindle and centriole associated protein 1 (gene spice1). Gene Ontology annotation, cellular component: centriole; centrosome; spindle. Gene Ontology annotation, biological process: mitotic spindle assembly; metaphase chromosome alignment; regulation of centriole replication. The coding region runs from base 136 to 2373 and encodes 745 amino acids. NCBI's taxonomy places the organism in Eukaryota, Metazoa, Chordata, Actinopteri, Characiformes, Acestrorhamphidae. The record is from RefSeq and is a predicted model, not a curated record. The transcript has 18 exons.
UAUGCGACCCGCAGGACUUUUAUAUUGAAGUGUGGUCUGAUCGGCGGCGCUUUUAAAAAAAUCUGUUGCUCUCUUCACAGUUAACAGUUUACUACCCGCCCCCAGAGUAGAAACACAAGCCUGGACAUCAGCAAGAUGUCAUUUGUGAGGAUUAACCGCCGACCAGUGAGAACCAAGAAAGUGUCCGCCACUAAAAAAGAGUGGGUGAGCACAGUCAAUGACCUAUCAGUGCACAAAUCCACCCCAGAGGAAUUGUCCAGGCGUCAUGAGAUGCACAGGUCACACAACAAGACUCUCGCUCAGUGGGAGCUGAAAGAGAAAAGCUUGAAGCGGAUACAGAAAAAGUGCCAGCCAGCCAGCCCUCCAGGAUUAGAUCAGGCCAGACUCAGGAUCAUCAGAGAGGUCCUCUCAGAUCAGUGCCAGCUGCAGGAUGUUCUUGCAAGGUCUGACAGAGCCAUGGCUGUGGUGAAAGAUCUGUUCGGUGAUGCACCUCGCAGACAGGCUGGGUUUCCUAGCGUUACCAUGGCACCUGACUGUGACUCUGAUUCAGAGCUUCCUGUGCUGCAGAAGCCGGAUCCGCCCACACAGCUGUCACUGCUCAGCCAGUCCAUGAUGGAUCAACAGGCCUUGAAUGAAAUUGAGGAUUGUGCAGGAGAACAUGAACAGGAUGAUCCGGAAGAUUCAGUGAGCUACAGUAGUGAAGUGUGCAGGCCAAAGAGGAAAACAUGUAAAGCGAAAUUCCCUCAGUGGAGUACAGAUCCACGACUGCAACAGCAGAAUGUUCCUCAGACUCCUUGGAAUGCAGUAAGAUCAGGGGACCAUGCAGCUCUGAAUGCAACAGUGGCUGUGGAAUGUUUGAAGUCGAGGGAGCCUGAGAGAGACACAAGCGAAUCAACCACUCUGGUGACUCAGGUUUUGAAUCCUGAACCUGCUUCCUCCCAUUCUGGCAGUAAAGUCAGGUCUUCCAGGGCCACCAGAGGCCUGACUCCUCGGAUGGAUUCCUCAGGUAUAAGUUCUCAGAGUGCCAACCAGUCUAGUCUGGAGCUGCUGCAGGACAGGCUGGGUCAGGUGGAGACAGAGCUGGCCUGUCUGGAGCCACAGGGGCCCCUCAGUUCAAUGAAACCUCCUAAUCAGCACAGAGGACUUACUGGCUUCUCUGUGGCUUUGGUUGAUAUUUUGGGACGCAUUGCUUGUCACAUAAGACGGAGAGAAGAACAGGCACAACAGGAGACACAGGAAAGAAGAAGACUAGAAGAAGAGGUGAAGAUUCAGAGGGAGAAAAUUGAUGCCCUUACAACAGAGUGUUUCUCACUGAGAGAACAGAGCACUGCCCUACAGGUGAGUCUGGAGGCACGAAUAAAUGAACUGGAACAGCGUGUGAACAUGGUGAUCCUCGGGUUGGAAGAGUUGGCAGUUGAGAGUGGAGAAGGAGAGAAGGAACUGGAAUCAGAAAAAGUACCAAGUGAUGAGAAGAUAAUCAAUGAUGAAGAAGAGAACCAAUAUACACAAGCAGUUGGCACAGUGCAAGCUAAAUGUGACAGUGUUUUUACACCAGCAGUACCAGCUAAAACAGACCUACAAGAUAAGAGACCUGAUCUUCCGGCUGUUCUUCUGUCUCCUCCACGGCAGAGAGAUAGCAGAGCACCCUCUGCAGCAGCAUGUGGCCGCUCUUUGCACUUUGAGGGUUCCCAGGAAUCAUCCAGUGUUGCUUCAAUGGAGGACUCAGAGCCCCGCUGCUCUCCUUUUUCCUUCAUCAGCCUGCCUGAUAAUGUCAUGCCACGCCCUCCUCUGCUACUGGACCAAGCAGCCCGGGAUGCAAUACAACAGCAGAUUGUUGCCUUGUGCAGCCAUAAUGCACUGAUCCAGGCUCGACUGAACCAGCUGCAACCCUCUUCUGCAGGAGCUUCUGCGUGCAAUUCAGUGUCCACAGUCAGCACUAGAGACAGGCAACCAUCCCCCAUUAAUGUACAGCAUUCUGCUGAACAGUGUGUUGGUUUAGAUGACUCUUCAGUGACACUAUUUGAGGAGAGGAUGCAGGAGCUGAACAGACAGAGUGCAACAGCCAGGGCAAGACUGCUUGAACUGAUAGAACAGCAGAAACAGAAAACAGGCUCCAGUGUUUCCCCAGCUGUCUCUCCUAUAUCUCCACCCUCCACCAGCUCUAACACAGUUGCUGAAAGGCUGAUGAUUCAGGAAUCAAGUGCGUCUUUACCUGAGCGAGGCCAGAUGUCUAACACUAGGGCAAACAGCAGAAGGCCAGGAGGAUCAGUUUCCCCACAAAGCAUAGAGGAAGGAGAACUGCGGUUUAUUAAUACACAGGUGGAUAAACGGAAAGAAGAAGGCUGGUUUGCACUGUCUGCACAUGUGCAAUGAAAACACUGCUGCACACAUACAGGUGGAAUGAUGUGACUGGCUUCUGUACAGUACCCACUCUACUUUGUACUGUUUUAGUUUUUAUUAUACACAUUUUAUCAGUUUUAAAUAAAUAAUUGGAUAAUUGAA